Gavialis gangeticus (Gharial) is the source of this 1266-nucleotide messenger RNA. RefSeq names its product ribosome production factor 1 homolog (gene RPF1). Gene Ontology annotation, molecular function: rRNA primary transcript binding. Gene Ontology annotation, biological process: maturation of 5.8S rRNA; maturation of LSU-rRNA. The record is from RefSeq and is a predicted model, not a curated record. NCBI's taxonomy places the organism in Eukaryota, Metazoa, Chordata, Crocodylia, Gavialidae. The transcript has 9 exons. Gene Ontology annotation, cellular component: nucleolus; preribosome, large subunit precursor. Bases 36 to 1034 code for a protein of 332 amino acids.
GGGGUCAAGGGUUACUUCCGGUUGCACUUGGCGGCAUGGCUAGCCAAGGCGAGCAGGGGACGAGGCAGUGUGGAGUGGCGCCCGGGCCCGCUGAGGACCAUGGAGCGGCUGCGGAGCGGGUUCUGUUCCCGCCCGCGUUCAGCGUGUCCGAGAUCAAGAACAAGCAGCGGCGGCACUUCAUGUUUCUGCGCUGGAAGCAGCAGCAGAGGAAGGAAAAGCUGGCAAAUAAGAAAAAACGGAAGAAGGAGAGAGAGGCACUGGGAGACCAGGCACCACCAAAGCCCGUGCCAAAGACAAUUGAAAACCAAAGAGUUUAUGAUGAAACAACUGUGGAUCCUAAUGAUGAAGAGGUUGCUUUUGAUGAAGCUACAGAUGAAUUUGCACCUUACUUCAAUAGACAGACACUUCCCAAGAUUCUUAUCACGACAUCAGACAGACCUCGAGGGAGAACAGUGAGAUUCUGUGAACAGCUGUCUUCCAUUGUACCCAACUCACAUGUUUACUAUCGAAGAGGGCUUGCUCUGAAAAAAAUUAUCCCACAGUGUAUUGCAAGAAACUUCACGGACCUAAUAGUUGUUAAUGAAGAUCGCAAAAUACCCAACGGUCUUGUUUUAAGUCAUUUGCCUGAUGGUCCAACUGCUCAUUUUAAAAUGAGCAGUGUUCGUCUGCGUAAAGAAAUAAAGCGAAAAGGGAAAGAGCCCACAGAACACAUACCUGAAGUAAUCCUGAAUAAUUUUACAACACGACUGGGACAUUCUGUUGGUCGCAUGCUUGCCUCUCUCUUUCCACAUGAUCCUCAGUUCAUUGGAAGACAAGUUGCUACAUUUCACAAUCAGCGGGACUAUAUCUUUUUCAGAUUUCACAGGUAUAUCUUCAAGAGCGAGAAGAAGGUGGGGAUUCAAGAGCUUGGGCCACGUUUUACCUUGAAGCUAAGGUCCAUUCAGAAAGGAACCUUUGAUUCUAAGUUUGGAGAGUAUGAGUGGAUUCACAAGCACCGUGAAAUGGAUACAAGUAGAAGAAAAUUCCAUCUAUAAUGGGAAGAGUAUUCUGGUUGUACCUGAUGAAUAGGAAUACCAAACUGCUCUUGAGCUCUUUGCACCAAAUUAACAAGUUUGGAGCCCUGGAUCCUGUCAUCUCCAAUUAAUAAGCAGUGGUGCUCAUUACUGAGCAUUAUUUUUACACGUAGACAAAAACACAUUUUCAAACUUUCCUGUGAGCAGAUGAAGAAAGAUGUCUUUUCAAAUAAGCAUAAACAUUGACUCUUAA